Messenger RNA from Tripterygium wilfordii, 4020 nucleotides. Its product is annotated as DNA-directed RNA polymerases IV and V subunit 2. Gene Ontology annotation, biological process: DNA-templated transcription. Gene Ontology annotation, cellular component: RNA polymerase II, core complex. The record is from RefSeq and is a predicted model, not a curated record. Lineage: Eukaryota; Viridiplantae; Streptophyta; Magnoliopsida; Celastrales; Celastraceae. Bases 168 to 3764 code for a protein of 1198 amino acids. The transcript has 8 exons. Gene Ontology annotation, molecular function: DNA binding; ribonucleoside binding; DNA-directed RNA polymerase activity.
CAGGUAAAACCGUAAAAGAGUCAAAGCGGCUUUUCGUUCUUCACUCUUCAGUAAUUCCUUGCUGUGCUGCGAAAGUCUUGAGAUCGUCUCUCAUAUCGCAAACCCUUAACGUGACUGCGUUUCGGUUACUGGUCUUACUCCACAAGCUCAUUAUUCGAAUCUGUUUAAUGGCUGAAUCAUCAGUUGCCAAAGAAUUCAUGGAUAUGAAUAGUGGGGGAGAGAAAUUAUCUAACGGAUCGAAAAUGAUGGAUCUAGAUGAUUAUGACGACGACGAUGAUGAUAUUGGCUAUUCCAUCCUAAGUGAUUUGGGAGAACAGACUUUGACGGCAUUCUGUAGAAAGGCAGCAGCGUCAUUUUUUGAUGAGUACGGUCUGAUCAGUCAUCAGAUCAACUCCUACAAUGACUUCAUCAACAAUAGUCUUCAGAGUGUCUUUGAUUCCUUUGGCGAUAUCAUAGUCCAGCCUGGAUAUGACCCAUCAAAGAAAGGGGAGAACGAAUGGAGGCAUGCUUCUGUGAGCUUUGGAAAGGUCACCCUUGAUCGGCCAAGCUUCUGGGCCGGAACAGAAGGGAAUGAGCUAAAAAUGCUUCCCAGACACGCAAGACUACAGAAUAUGACCUAUUCAUCGAAGAUGAAAGUGGAAGUUCGUGUGCAGGUAUAUACAGAAAAGCUCGUUAGAAGUGAUAAAUUUAAAACUGGAAAGGAGCAAUAUCUUGAAAGGCAUGUUCUCAGUGAUGACACCACAAAUAUUAUAAUUGGGAGGAUUCCUGUGAUGGUGAAUUCUGAACUUUGUUGGAUGAAAGAUGCCGAGAAAGCUGAUUGUGAUUUUGAUCAUGGAGGCUAUUUCUUGAUCAAGGGUGCUGAGAAGGUAUUUAUAGCACAAGAGCAAAGUUGUUUAACACGACUUUGGAUCUCAAACAUUCAGGGCUGGACAGUGGCAUAUAGGUCAGAGUUCAAGAGAAACAGAUUGAUUGUUCGAAUAGUAGAAAUUCCCGAAAUUGAAAAUAUUAAAGGAGGAAAGAAAGUCCUCAAUGUAUAUUUUUUGUCGACGGAGAUCCCUUUAUGGAUACUGUUUUUUGCUCUGGGGGUCUCAUCAGACCGAGAAGUUGUCGAUUUGAUCGACUUUAAAAGUGAAGAUGCCAACGUAGUGAAUUUACUCUUUGCGUCUAUAUAUGAUGCUGAUAAGAACUGUGAUGACUUCCGUAGAGAGAAGAAAGCUCUUAACCAUGUUGAGAAGCUGAUAAAAGGUACCCAAUUUCCACCCGUGGAGAGUAUUGAGGAGUGUAUUAAUAUGUAUCUAUUUCCAAACCUCCGUGGCUUAAGACAGAAGGCUUGCUUUCUUGGAUAUGUGGUUAAGUGUCUAUUACAGGCCCGUACUGGCUUAAGAAAAUGUGAUAACAGAGAUAGUUUUAGAAACAAGAGGUUGGAUUUAUCUUGUGAGUUGCUCAAAAGGGAGCUGAAAUUGCAUAUUGGACAUGCACAGAAACGCAUGGUAAAGGCUUUGCAGAGAGACCUUUAUGGAGAUCGUAUGGUACGACCUAUUGAACACUAUCUGGAUGCAUCCAUCAUCACCAAUGGUCUCUCGAGAGCAUUCUCAACUGGAGCAUGGUCACAUCCCUUUAAGAGGAUGGAAAGAAUUUCUGGUGUUGUGGCAAAUGUUGGUCGUGCAAAUCCAUUGCAAACAAUGGUUGGUUCAAGGAAAACGCGACAGCAGGUUCUGUACACAGGAAAGGUUGGGGAUGCCAGAUAUCCACACCCAUCUCAUUGGGGUAAAGUUUGUUUUCUCUCAACCCCAGAUGGUGAAAAUUGUGGGCUUGUGAAAAAUAUGUCCAUGACAGGACUUGUUAGCACAAGCAUAUUGGAGCCUCUAGUUGAGAAACUAUUUGAAUCUGGAAUGGAUAAACUGGUAGAGGAUGAUUUUGCUUCGCUGCAUGGAAAGGAUAAAGUUUUUCUAAAUGGGGAUUGGGUUGGAGUUUGUAAAGACUCCCAUUCGUUUGUUGCUGAGCUAAGAAGUAAGAGGCGCAGGAAGGAGCUGCCACAUCAGAUUGAAAUUAAAAGAGAUGAACAGCAGCAAGAAGUACGCAUAUUCUCUGAUGCUGGAAGGAUCCUACGUCCUCUUUUGGUUGUCGAGAAUUUGAACAAGAUAAAAUCCUUUAAAGGUGAAAACUACACGUUCCAGAAUCUUAUGGACAGGGGGAUAGUGGAGCUUGUUGGGCCUGAAGAGGAAGAGGAUUGUCUUACUGCAUGGAGCAUUAAGCACCUGUUGAUGGAAGUUGAGAAGCAAACGAUCAAGUAUACCCACUGUGAACUUGAUAUGUCAUUUCUAUUAGGUUUGAGUUGUGGGAUUAUUCCAUUUGCAAAUCAUGAUCAUGCGAGGAGGGUGCUUUACCAAGCUCAGAAGCAUUCUCAACAGGCUAUUGGAUUUUCGACAACGAAUCCUAACAUUAGGGUGGAUGCUUUGUCUCACCAAUUACACUAUCCCCAAAGGCCCCUUUUUCGAACUGUGGCCUCUGAUUGUCUUGGAAAGCCAGGAUAUCCACUUGGUCAUAAUGGAAUAAUGCCAAAGCCAGAGUACUUCAAUGGCCAGAAUGCAAUUGUUGCAGUGAAUGUUCACUUGGGAUACAACCAGGAGGAUUCUCUGGUAAUGAAUCGAGCAUCAUUACAGCGUGGUAUGUUCCGAUCUGAGCACAUCAGAAGUUACAAGGCCGAUGUUGACAAUAAGGAACUAUCAGAAAAGAGGAAAAAUAUUGAGGAUUCUGUGAAUUUUGGAAAGAUAGAAAGUAAAAUUGGACGUGUUGAUAGCCUGGAUGAUGAUGGAUUUCCUUCCAUUGGUGCUAACCUGCAAAGUGGUGAUAUUAUAAUUGGCAGGUUUGCAGAAUCUGGUGCUGAUCAUAGUAUCAAACUUAAGCACACAGAGAGGGGUAUGGUUCAGAAAGUAGUAUUAUCUUCUAAUGAUGAUGGAAAGAAUUUUGCUGUAGUAUCUUUGAGACAGGUUCGUUCCCCAACUCUUGGAGACAAGUUUUCAAGUAUGCAUGGUCAGAAAGGUGUGCUAGGAUUUUUAGAUCAUCAAGAGAACUUUCCUUUCACCAUACAAGGGAUAGUUCCAGAUAUUGUGAUAAAUCCACAUGCAUUUCCUUCACGGCAAACUCCUGGUCAACUAUUAGAGGCUGCUCUAGGGAAAGGGAUAGCUUGUGGAGGGUCAAUGAGAUAUGCCACUCCCUUCUCCGCCCUUUCUGUUGAUGCCAUCUCAGAACAGCUUCACAGGGCUGGAUUUUCAAGAUGGGGAAAAGAAAGAGUUUAUAGUGGCCGAACUGGGGAAAUGAUUCGUUCACUCAUAUUUAUGGGCCCCACAUUCUACCAGCGUUUGGUCCACAUGGCUGAAGACAAAGUGAAAUUCCGCAACACAGGUCCAGUUCACCCGCUGACUCGACAGCCAGUUGCCGAUCGUAAGCGUUUUGGUGGGGUCAAGUUCGGUGAGAUGGAGCGGGACUGCCUCAUAGCCCAUGGUGCGUCAGCCAACUUACACGAGCGCUUAUUUACCCUCAGCGACUCUUCCCAAAUGCACAUUUGCCAGAACUGUAAGAGUGUUGCGAAUGUGAUUCAGCGAGCUGUGAGUAGCGGACGGAAAAUCAGAGGUCCUUACUGCCGUAUCUGUGAGUCAGCUGAUGAUAUUGUUAAGGCUAAUGUACCAUAUGGCGCGAAGUUGUUGUGCCAGGAGCUUUUUAGCAUGGGCAUUGGACUGAAGUUUGACACCGAGCUCUGCUGAUAAGAGCUGUGCUGGUUUCUACAAGUCUGCCAUAACUUUGUACGUAAAACUCAAUGUUCUAUGGUACGUGACCUAUCUAGUCAAGUAGUACUUCGUAUUAGAACUCAAUGUUCCCUGGUUAGUGAUCUAGUCAUCAACUCGCGCUCAGGGCUGAAUUAGUCAGCUGGAGAUCAAUGGAUGUUUCACUUUUUUGUAACUUCAUCUGGAUUUGCCUUGAAAUGGACUCUCGUUGGGGAUGCGCAUUCUUGCCUUAUUA